CACUGAUAGGCGAUACUUAUAGGUGGCACUGACUGGCAUUGAUAGGUGGCACUGACUGGCACUGAUGGGUGACACUGAAAGGCAGCUUAGAUGGGCACUGAUAUGUUGCAUUGAUGUGCACUGGUAGGCACUGAUAUGUGGCAUUGAUGUGGCACUGAUGGGCACUGGCAGGUGGCAUUAAUGGACACUGAUAGGUGGCACUGCUGGGGCUACACUGAUCAUCAGGGCACACUGAUCACCAGUGCCCUGAUGAUCACUGUCAGCGUGACAGCUCGUGAGCAGAGAAAUGCCAAUAAACGGCAUUUCCCUAUUUACAUGCAAUCAGCUGUGAUUGGACACAGC
This is a messenger RNA of Staurois parvus, 342 nucleotides long. The record is from the annotation of a GenBank genome assembly. NCBI's taxonomy places the organism in Eukaryota, Metazoa, Chordata, Amphibia, Anura, Ranidae.